This is a messenger RNA of Alligator mississippiensis (American alligator), 4337 nucleotides long. RefSeq lists its product as uncharacterized. NCBI's taxonomy places the organism in Eukaryota, Metazoa, Chordata, Crocodylia, Alligatoridae. The transcript is spliced from 2 exons. The coding region runs from base 275 to 1822 and encodes 515 amino acids. The record is from RefSeq and is a predicted model, not a curated record. Gene Ontology annotation, biological process: virion assembly.
AUUCGCUUUCCUUGUGUCAAUUGAAUGGUCUCUAAGGGAAUUUGGGGAGCCCUGAGGAUUUAAGUGUUGGUUUUGGUAUCCAGCAUAUUGGUCUGGAUUUUGGAUCCGGGGAAUCCCUUUAGAAAAAUGAGCCGCUGACCAAGUCUGAGACUAUAGCUGCGCCUAACCGCACCGAUUCUGCCCAACAAGGUAGAGUCGAACGCAAGGGGGCUCAGCUGGAACCUCGUGACUCAGUGGACAGGGACCUGAGUGCAUUUGUAUAUUGGUAGACACAAUGGGUUUGGGUAGCUCCCGAGAAGAAGAUUCUGCUUCCCCAUUAGGAUGCAUGCUGAGGAAUUUUGGUAAAUUUAAGGGAGACUAUGGAAUAGAAAUGACACAAGAUGACUUGAUUAUAUUUUGUCAGAAGGAAUGGCCCACUUUCGGGGUUGGAUGGCCAGAAGUUGGUUCUUACAAUGUAAAAUUAGCUAAUGCAGUUUCAAAUGUGAUAACCCGGGACGGCCACUGGGAUCAGUGGCCGUAUAUAGAUUGUUGGAUAAGUGCUAUAAUGAAUCCUGUUCCCCCAUGGGUUCAGAAGUGUAAAAAGAAAAUGUGUAAGAUGUUAUUGGCAAAAGACACUGGGAGAACAGCCCAAGUCCUUCCUGAUUCUGGUAGUGAGGGAGAUCUGAUUCAGGGACCAGGACACAGAGUUAGAACUGAGUCACCUGUCAGCCCCAGUUCCAGGAGUCAGGAGUCACCAUCAUCAUCUCAGAUGGACUCUAGCCCCAGCUCCAGGAGCCAGGAAUCAUCACCAUCAUCCUCAUCAUUCCAAGAGGAUCCUGACUUGUUGGGCAGGGAGAGGUCAGAAAGUCCCUCAGUAGUACCCCUAACUGGCCUCGGGGUUUCAGGAGAAAAGAAGGGAAAAGACCCAGAGAAUCUCCCACCAACAGCUCCCCCUUAUGAGGAAACGGACAGCUUCCCAGAGGGGCUGGCUCAGCUCAAAUCAGCGUUAAAGCUCGUGGAAUCCUGGCAUGAUAAAAUCCCCCGGAGUUCCCAUAACAAGAACCUCAAUUACAAUUGUCCCAUGAGACAAGUAGUGACUCCAGGAGAAGGGGGGGGAACAACCUUCGUUUACGUACCCUUUCACACGUCAGAUUUGUUUAAUUGGAAGAAUCAAAAUCCUUCUUUUAGAGAAGACCCCGAUAAGAUGCAAAAUCUGUUUCAGUCAGUAGGGCAAACCCACCGUCCUACCUGGGCUGAUGUUCAAAUGAUGCUGCAUACCCUCCUGACCUCUGAGGAAAGGCGGAUGGUACAGGGAGUAGCGGAUAAGAUAGCUGAGGAGCGGGUAGUAGCCCCUGGAGGGGACCUGCGUGCUGUAUGUCCUAUUGAGAGUCCCAAUUGGGAUAACGACUCAGAGGAAGGGAGAGAUCUGAAUCGUCAAUGUCUGGGGAUUAUAGUAGAAGCUCUGGGUAAGGCAGUACCACGGGUACCAAACCUCUCCAGGAUAUGCGAGGUCCGCCAAGGAAAGAAUGAAUCUCCCUCAGCCUUCCUCGAGCGGUUGUAUGAUGCCUUUAAGAAAUUUAGUGAAAUAAACCCUGAGGCUUCAGAAAAUUACCGCAUGGUGAAUAUGCUGUUUUUUGGGCAGGCGGCCCCAGAUAUAAGGAAGAAGUUGCAAAAAGUUGAAGGAGGACCAGGGAAACCCCUUUCAGAGCUAGUGGAAAUUGCGUAUAAAGUCUAUGGGAACCGGGAUCAAAUAGCAGAAAAGGAGGAGGAGAAGCGUGGACAGAAGCAAAUGGCCAUGCUAGCAGCCGCCUUAAGCAAGAGUACUAAUGGCAAUGGAGGAUAGAAAGGGCAACCAGAGGGGGGGGCAGAAGAAAGGAAGAGGUCAGCCGCAGCUGGAUGAAUGUGCAUAUUGCCGGGAAAAAGGACAUUGGAAAAAAGAUUGUCCUAAGCUACAGGAUAAAAAGAGGGAAACCCAACGAGGGGACCGCCAGAUGCUAGCAGAAUCCUCAGGAGAAGAUUCUAUCUGAAGGGUCCAGGGAUUCAAGGCCACCGCCCUACAGGCAAACGCCCGGAAGGAUCCCAUGGUACAGAUUAGGGUAGGUGGCAGAGAUUAUGAGGCCCUAGUGGAUACUGGGGCCACCUUUUCAAUGAUUCCUGUGAAACCCCCUUUAGCUAAAGGAAGCGGAAAGUAUGUAACGAUAGAAGGGAUAGAGGGAAGACGGAUCAGAUUGCCUGUAUAUAAGCCCCUCCUCACGAAGAUUGGGAAUAAUAAACUGGAGCAUGCAUUUGUAGUAUCACCUGCCUGCCCAGUAGCACUAUUGGGACGGGAUUUGCUAACAAAACUGCAAGCGGAAAUCUUCUUCCGUGAAGAUCAAAUCGUAGUGCAAUUACCGGUAAAGCAAGGCUCAAACUACCAGAUGGCUUUACGGACAGUUGAGACAAGAUCAGAACCCAAAGGGAUUGAGAUUUUAGAAAAUGUGGAUCCCUGUGUAUGGGUAGACGGAACUCCUGCCCGAGCAAAAUAUGUACACCCUGUAAAAAUUCCCCUGAGGGAAGGAGAAGGUCCUGUGUGUGUCAAACAAUAUCCUCUGAAGAAAGCCACUCGAAUAGGCUUGAAGCCACUAAUUGAAAAAUUUAAGAGGUAUGGGUGGUUAAUAGAGGGAUCAUCCCCCUUUAACACCCCAAUCUUGGGUGUACCCAAAGCAGAUGGAAUCUCUUUUAGGCUGGUACAAGACUUAAGGGCCAUAAACAAAAAGAUUUUAGUGGACCACCAUACAGUCCCAAAUCCCCACACCAUCUUAACCCAGGUUCCAGCGGAUGCUGAGGUAUUCUCUGUGCUAGAUUUAAAAGAUGCUUUCUUCUCUAUUCCACUACAUGAAGAUAGUCAGAAAUUGUUUGCCUUUGAAUGGGAUGGGAGCUGACAUGGAGAUACACACUCCACAUGGGGUUCCCCAGAUUCUCGGAGGAGAAGGAGGGAAAUUUUUGAACCCCUCCAGACAAUCGAGAUAUGAAAUCUUUCUUUUAUCUAAUCCAGGUCUUACCUUCAAGCACAGCACAGCCUUAAAUCCAGCGACUCUACUGCCAGAGCCGGGGCCUCCGGGUCAUGAUUGUUUAGAAGUAUUGACACAGACAGCACUAAUUCGUCCUGAUUUGAACGAUGACCCAAUUGAGAACCCGGAGGAGGAAUUCUUUGUAGAUGGUUUGAGCAGUGUGAUACAGGGUGUGCAAUAUACCGGAUGUGCUGUGGUGACAUUGACAGAAACGGUAUGGAAAGAAAAGCUCCCUGCGACAUGGUCAGCACAGGCAGCGGAGCUCAUGGCCCUAACUUGUGCACUAGAAUUGGGAAAAGAUAAAAGGGUUUGCUGCAUCCUUCCAGAGCCUUCCGCUUGAUGCACCAGCCCACAACUUCAAACCGGGUUACCAGGUCCUGGUACAGAAGUGGAAAAAAGAUCCUCUUGCGGAAAAGUGGGAAGGACGCUAUCAGGUGUUGCUGACUACGCACACGGCUGUCCGCUUAUCAAACAGCGACAAGUGGACCCACUAUUCAAGAGUGAAGCCUUUUCAUCCGGAGGACACCAACUCCCAGGGUGUGGUCACUCCGGAAGCUGACAACACCCGGGAACAAGAAGCCGACAAGUGGACAAGUGAACCAGUAGGAGAUCUGAAGUUACGCUUACACAAAUGUGGACUCUAAUCUAUUUUUUUGGCUACCGUGCAUCAUGACCCUUCUGAAACGGACUGUUCGAUCAGUUGUUAACCGUGAAAUGUUUGUACACUAUCAGAAAUUGGCUAUCGCAGACACUUAUUAAAAAUUUAGAGUAAGAAAGCAUCUGAGGGGGGAGUUGUAGUAAAAAGACGUUAGCCCCCAUAAUUUUGCAGUAAUGCUUGAGCAACAACCAUAUGAUAGAAGUGUCUUAUGACCAUCUUAUGACCCUUUUGUGUAAAGAUCAGGAGGUCUAAUGUCCAAGCUGUGGUUCUUACUGCUUGCCUUGCAUUUUGAAAUCAUCUCUGUCCAGUGCCUUAAGGUUACGUUAAGAUAAGAAGUUACUAAAGUUUAACUAACUUUGUUGAAAUUGCUCUUUUCUUCUGAGCAUGCUGCAAUUCUACCUUUGAGUGCGCACGUACUAACCCUGAUAAGUCACAUUAACCAAUAACUAGUUAAGUACAGCCUACAAGAUAAGACGUCACAAUUAGGAACUGGUACUGCAGCCAAUAAACUUCUAGUACGUCAAGACUCUGUUGAAUGUAAGCUAUAAAAAUGUGAUUCCAGGCCGGACUCAUCGUUGGCCCUGAUUUGAGCUCUCUGCUCCUCGGUCGAACUGUUUGCAAACAAUAAACCUAGAUGGACCCAGCCUGUA